Messenger RNA from Paramisgurnus dabryanus, 5535 nucleotides. Its product is annotated as A disintegrin and metalloproteinase with thrombospondin motifs 8. Lineage: Eukaryota; Metazoa; Chordata; Actinopteri; Cypriniformes; Cobitidae. Gene Ontology annotation, molecular function: metalloendopeptidase activity; zinc ion binding. The record is from RefSeq and is a predicted model, not a curated record. Gene Ontology annotation, biological process: proteolysis; extracellular matrix organization.
AAUACUAGCGACACAAUCCACACACACUGCUGUGGACUUACAGCUCCGCUUUUAGCCAUAAUUUACUGAUAGACAUAAAUAAAACAUUGUUUAUUUUUAGUUAUUGAAGGCAUGUGUUUGAUAAUAUUUAUCAACGGCUAUCUUAAUAUAGGCUAUCUCAGAUGAAGAACAGUGCUUUUUGGAAAAUUUAAUUUAUGUACAUUUAUUAAUUCGAUUAGCAACAUAUUCCUUUUUAUUUUAAGUAGCAUUAAAUAAAUAAAAUGUGGAUGUGUUGGGUUAUCGCUUUGUUAAAUGCCUGCCUCUUCACUGAAGCAUUAAAUCAGUCAUUCGUGACUGAAGACGUUAUACCUGUCCGGUUAACGGGAAGGAGCGGCGGACGCGUGGCGAGGAGAAGUGAAGAGCAGCCGAGCUUUAGACUCGAGGCAUUCGGCAGGAAUUUCACUCUGAAUUUAACACCGGACAGCACGUUCAUAUCUCCUGCACUGAAAGUCUAUCGCCUAAAUGCCAAAGCACACGAGUCUUCCUUCAGCAACUUGACAGAUCUAUACAACUCCUUAAACCAAACUGAAGACUCGGGGAGCGAUUUGACAGACUGUUUUUACUCCGGGGCUGUUAACUCCGAUGAGGACUCUGUUGUCUCUGUCAGCCUGUGUCACGGGAUUUUGGGAUCUUUUAUAACUGAUGGUCACGAAUAUCUAAUCGAACCGAAAGGUCUCGGCUCGGGAAAAUACGGAAAAUUGACGGAACAGUUGCAUGUUAUCAAAAGAAGACUAUUUACAAAGACCCUGCAGGUCUCUGAACAGGUGUCAGAUAGCAAAGAUGGUGAAGAACAUUUGAUGGAUGAUAAAGAUGUGAUACAGAUGGCGUCCAGGUCCAGACGCUUUGUUUCUGCGCCCAGGUUUAUCGAGACGUUGGUGGUCGCUGACGCUUCUCUGACGCAUUUCUACGGAGAUGAGAUUAAGCACUACCUUCUGACAUUAAUGUCACUGGCUGCCCAGAUUUACAAGCAUCCCAGCAUUAAGAACUCCAUCAACAUAGUGCUUGUGAAGAUGCUGAUCGUAGAGGACGAGGAUAUCGGACCAUCCGUCUCAAGCAACGGAGGCGUUGCGCUGCGCAACUUCUGUGCCUGGCAACAGCUCUUCAACCCAUCUAGCCACAGGCAUCCAGAGCACUACGACACUGCCAUACUUUUUACUAGAGAGGACAUCUGUGGACAUCAGAGCUGUGACACGUUGGGCGUAGCCGACGUGGGGACCAUGUGUGAUGGCAGAAGGAGCUGCUCGGUUAUUGAAGACAACGGCCUUCUGGCUGCUUUCACAACUGCCCAUGAGCUAGGUCAUGUCUUGAAUAUGCCUCAUGAUGAUGCCAAGAACUGCGAGCAGCUUUUUGGACACCUGGGAAAGGAUCAUGUCAUGGCUCCUGUGUUCACUGAGCUGAGCAAGACUUCUCCUUGGUCUCCUUGCAGCGCUUUGUACGUCACUGAAUUUUUCGACAAUGGAUAUGGAGACUGCUUGCUGGACACCCCAGAGAAGACGAUGGCCCUGCCCACCGAGCUUCCAGGAGUGAGUUAUAGCCUGGACCGUCAGUGCCAGCAGUUAUUUGGAGAGGAGUAUUCACACUGUCCCAAUGCUUCAGCUGGCGAGGUGUGCAGACAGCUUUGGUGCCAGCAGGAAGACCAGUCUAUGUGCACAACCAGAAAUGGGAGUCUACCGUGGGCAGAUGGCACAGGCUGUGGCCCUAACAAGACAUGUCUCAAUGGGGAAUGCAUGUCAUCGGAAGAAGUCAUGAAACCUAGGCCAGCUGUGGAUGGAGGUUGGGGAGAGUGGGGACCAUGGCAACCAUGUUCCAGAUCAUGUGGAGGUGGAGUGAUGUUCUCCUAUCGAGAGUGCAACCAACCACUUCCUGAAAACGGUGGAAAGUACUGUGAGGGCCAGAGAGUGAAUUACCAGUCGUGCAACACACAACCUUGUGAGAAUAAUCGAGGCAAAAGUUUCAGAGAGGAACAAUGUGAGAAGUACAACAAUCCCAAUCAUUUUGAUGUUCACGGAAAUGUGAAGCAAUGGAUACCCAAAUACGCAGGAGUAUCUCUGAGGGACAGAUGUAAACUUUUCUGUCGAGCGAGAGGCAGCAGUGAAUUCAGAGUGUUUGAAUCUAAAGUGAUUGAUGGAACCCCAUGUGGUCCAGAUACCACAUCGUUCUGUGUGCAAGGCCAGUGCAUUAAAGCCGGUUGUGACCUGGAGAUCGACUCUAAUAAGAAACUGGACAAAUGUGGUGUAUGUGGGGGAAAUGGGCAGAGCUGCAGGAUGAUAUCUGGCUCGUUCAACAAAAUCAUGCACGGAUAUAGAGACAUCGUGACGAUUCCAAGCGGUGCCACUAACAUUAACAUCAAACAACAGAGUCAAGGUAGCAUACCGCAUGACGGGCAUUACUUGGCCAUACGGAGAGAAAAUGGUGAUUAUAUCUUAAAUGGAAACUUCUCGGUAUCCACACUGGAGCAGUAUAUUCCGGUUCUUGGUGCUGUGCUGAAAUACAGUGGAUCGUCCACCACUCUGGAAAGAAUACAGAGCUUCAGUCAGCUUCAGGAACCAAUCGCCAUACAGCUGCUUUCCACUGCUAGUGAAUCCAUCCCACCGAAGGUCAAAUACACAUUCUACAUCCCUAAAACCAUGUCUUUCAACAAACCUAAAGAAAAGAAGAUGUCUGGAAAAAAUAUCCAUCCUUUUGGUGUGCCACAGUGGGUGACGGGAGAGUGGUCCGAAUGUUCCAAAACCUGUGGCUCGGGAUGGUCCAGAAGAACUGUGGAAUGUAAGGACAACGCAGGUUUUUAUUUGAACCUCUGCAACAAAGAUCUCAGACCCUCUGAUAUUAGGGCUUGUGCAGACCUGCCGUGUCCUUUAUGGCAGAUAGGACCUUGGACUUCGUGCUCACAGACUUGUGGCCACGGGGAACGCCAUCGUCGGGUUCUCUGCAUCGAUUACACCGGGAAGACUGUGGAACCAGAAAAAUGUGAUCCAUCUAAAUUGCCAGAGUCAGUAUCUGAAAAGUGUUUUUAUCAUGAAUGUUGAUAACAUAAGUUGAAAGGGAAGACGAUCCUGUGAAAUAGGAUUAUGUUGAUUUUGAUGUUGACCGUGCUUCAGGUUGGGGCAGGAAAUAUUUGGGGUUUAGAAGGACAAAUGAUGAGUGAACCUGGUUGGAAAAUUAUAAAAGGUCUGAUCACUUCUCCAUGUUUUUAAGAUAUAUUUAUGACCACUACGGACGUUUUAGCGUAAGCCACACUGUAUGAGUUGGGCCACAAUUUGGUAGUCUGAGACAAAUACCUUAAGAUUCCUUAAAUCCUACGGCAAAAUCGUUAGUCUUGAUUGCUAGUUUGACAUUGCUGAAAUGGCCAAUGAGAUCUAAUCUUUCAUCCAAUAAAAUUCUGCCAGUGUCUAACGUUAUGAGACACAGCCCUGCAGUUUGGGUUCUUCUACGAUGACCUGUAUGUCCUCAUCUGGACCUCCUACAAUGACCUGUAAAAUUUUAGACGAGUCUUCUUUGAGCGUAUCCGUUUGUAAGAAGUAUUGACUGCUGAACAGUUUAACAUUAUAGACAUGUACACUGUAAGCCUAGACAAGUUGAUUUAACUUAAAAAACAUAGGGUAACUCGAUGCCCUAAAAACUUUUGUCAAACAAACAAGUAAUUUUAAGUUAAAUCUACUUAUGUUAACAAUAUGCAAAUCUUUAUUUCAUACAUCUUAUAUAAGAAACUCAGCGAUUUUUGCCUCUCAAAAUAAGAGGACACAUUACAAAGCAAGGGUAACAUCAAAUAAAGCAAAAGCUUCAACUUCAGACAUAGACCUCAACACACAACACAGAAGUCUCAAUAAUGGUAAAAGAAAUAAAAUCUCAUGAAGUGAAAAGAUAAGCUCUUCACUUCACCAAAAAAAUAAUAAGCAACAAUGAUAACAAAAACAACUGCAGUAGGAUAAAUAAAGAGAACAAACUGCAAAACAACAUUCAUAUAACAGUAGCAGUUAAUUUAUGCAUGAUGCAAUGCAUGAUGGGUAAAAUUUCAAAAUCCAGAGACUUAAAUAAGCUAAAAUAAGUUGAUUAAACUCAACAUUUCUUGUUGAAUGAGAGAAAUCAUGCAAUUCGGGCAUUAAACUUAAACACUUGCGUAAUGGAGGACAUUUUUCAGGGUUUAGGUUAAAUGUACGUAUUUAUUUGGGUAAAAACAAAGCUUAAUGAGGGUUAACAGUGUAAUACAUUUGAAAUAUUUAUACUUUCAAGUGUCUUACAAAUUCAGAUUUGUGAGUUUUCAAAGGAAAUAAUAAAAAUCUAAUACAUGUAAAUAUUGAUCAAAUAAUGCAAAUAAUGCAAAAUGGAAUGGCAUCAUUUUCACGUUUAAACAGUGGCUGUAUGUGCAGUCACCUGAUAUAAAAAAAUUUAAACAUUACGUGUUAAAAUAUAGUUUAGGAUAUAGCAUAGGGUUUAUGUCCAUUCAAUGAAUUGUGUUAACCUUUCUAUUGGGGUACUUUGUAUUAAACGCUGUUUACUUUAAAAUUGUACAUGAGUAGCAAAUUGACUUUCUCUGCAAUUCUGAGACCUUACAGGUUCAUUCUGCUCUUUUCCCUUUGUUUUCCUGUAUUUGAGGUCUGCUGAGGUUUUGAAAGUGCUGUGUAGUGAACAUGUAAUGAAGCUGAAGCAGUGCAGUAUGACACCAAAAUAGGUCUCACAAAUAGGUUGGAGUCACCACAGUCACAGAUAAUUUAUAUAAAAUGCUCCUGUAACUUUUCAGGUUACUGUAUAUAAAUGUUCAUUUGUUAUUGAUCAUUCCAGUUUUUGUACAUUUAAUAUAUAUCUAUCUAUCAUAUUAUGGCAAAACAUGUUAUACCUUCAGUGAAGGACUGUGGUGUUAUUUCGUUGUAAAGCUAUUUAUUUUUGUAAGGUUUCAUUGUCAAAAUGAAUACAAAUUAUGCAAUAUUUUCAACAUGACUUGUUUUUGUUAUCAAUGAGGAGUUUAAAAAUAAAAAUGUGUAAUAUAACAUGCAAAAUCAUCUUUUUGAGAAAAUACAUAUUUUUAAUCAAUUAUUUAAUUUAAGCAGAUAUGUAACAGGUAUUUAUACAGAGUUUGUAUUUACAUUAAGCUAGAAUAAAAGCUUGGUUUUGUAAGUCAAUUCAACCUAAUUUACAUUUUUAACCUGUGAUAAGUUGACAUAACUUAAAUUGUUACGUUAAAGUAAGAUAAAAAUACAUUUCGCAUAGAUUUUUAGUGUACAUUUAGCGUAGCACAGAUUUGUUUUUACAGUGAACUGUAAAAAUUAUAUCAUAUAUCAACAAUGGUACUUUAACUUAACACAUUAAGUAAAACAAUUUCAACUUGUUUUUUCUAGGUUAUCUCAUCUUAUCACAAGUCAAAACUUAAAAUAGUAGGUUGAAUUGACCUUCAUAGUUAAGUUGUUUAAAUUUCAUGCUGUAGUAUUUUUUACCAUGAACACCAUCAGUUUUGAGUUGACAGUUUGGAGACUGUCUGGGGGCUUUAACACAUUAAAGCAU